Messenger RNA from Teleopsis dalmanni, 791 nucleotides. RefSeq names its product splicing factor U2AF 50 kDa subunit-like. The record is from RefSeq and is a predicted model, not a curated record. NCBI's taxonomy places the organism in Eukaryota, Metazoa, Arthropoda, Insecta, Diptera, Diopsidae. Bases 52 to 630 code for a protein of 192 amino acids. Gene Ontology annotation, cellular component: U2-type prespliceosome; U2AF complex; commitment complex. The transcript is spliced from 3 exons. Gene Ontology annotation, molecular function: poly-pyrimidine tract binding; pre-mRNA 3'-splice site binding.
UUGAGCUUUUUUCUUGCCAGUUGUCGAUUUUUGUUUUGACAAAACUUGAACAUGGAAUCAAUCGAUAAUGAUAAUGGUUGUACGCCUUCUUCAAAAGGACCAAAGCCAAUGAUGAAUGAAGCUAUGAAAGCACAUAAUCAAACUUAUAUUCAGUGCGAAACACCAGAGCCAAAUCUGCAUACUUCUUUAGUAAAGAAAGGCAGGAAUGCACGUCGCAUCUUUGUUAGCAAUUUACCUGAUUGUGUAAAUAUGUUUAAAUUAAAAUUUUUCAUCAAUAAACAAAUGCAUUUGGGUGGUCUGUCAAAAGAAAUUGGAAAUUCUGUAAUCAGUUGUUACAUAAACUGCAGAAGGAAGUUUGCCUUUCUAAUCUUCCGAUCUGUCGAGGAAGCUGAAUCGUCUUUAGACCUCGAUGGCGUAGUCUAUGAAGGUAAAAUUUUAAAAAUAUGUAGACCACGCAGUUAUCGUUUACCACCAGGCGAGAUUUCUACUACGCCAAUUGUAGCUCCAUUGGUUAUUAGUGGCCUGACAUCAACUUUAGUACCCGAUUCAGAACAUAAAAUAUUUUUUGGAGGUCUAAUAGUUAAUGCAAAUAACGAAGAGGUAUGUCACCCUCGUCGUUUUGUGCACUAAACAUUUUUGAAGUAACUCUAAAGGAAAUCAUAGUGAAUAACACGGAAUUCGGUCCGGUCGGCACUUUUGAAACUUUUCAGGGCAAUUUAUCUAUAAAAUAUUUAAAAAUUAUUUUUUUACAAUGCGUAAUAAGGUAGUACUUAUUACGCAUUAUUACUGGU